AUGUGGAUCUACGCGGGCAACGGCUGCGGGGUGGCCAUCGCUAUCAAUCACAUGACCUGUGGUCCUGCCUGCCUGCCACCCCUCCCACGAUCCAGCCCCCGCUCCAGCCUCCGCACUGAUCCACCCACGCUCCAGCCCCCGCACCAAUCCACCCACGCUCCAGCCCCAGCACUGAUCCACCCACGCUCCAGCCCCAGCACUGAUCCACCCACGCUCCAGCCCCCACACCUAUCCACCCACGCUCCAGCCCCAGCACUGAUCCACCCACGCUCCAGACCCCGCACCGAUCCACCCACGCUCCAGCCCCACCCCAGCACUGAUCCACCUACGCUCCAGACCCCGCACCGAUCCACCUACGCUCCAGACCCUGCACCGAUCCACCCACGCUCCAGCCCCAGCACUGAUCCACCCACGCUCCAGACCCCGCACCGAUCCACCCACGCUCCAGCCCCAGCACUGAUCCACCCACGCUCCAGACCCCACCCCGCACCGAUCCACCCACGCUCCAGCCCCAGCACUAAUCCACCUACGCUCCAGCCCCCGCACCAAUCCAGCUCCCGCUCCAGCCCCCACACCGAUCCACCCACGCUCCAGCCCCCACACCAAUCCACCUACGCUCCAGCCUUCGCACCGAUCCAGCCCCCUCUCCAGCCCCCGCACCGCUCCAGCCCCCGCUCCAGCCACCACACCAAUCCACCGAUGCUCACAGCCAGGCUUUCAUGGCCCUGUUAG
Molecule: messenger RNA, 732 nt
Organism: Oncorhynchus gorbuscha (pink salmon)
Lineage: Eukaryota; Metazoa; Chordata; Actinopteri; Salmoniformes; Salmonidae
Product: extensin-like
Exons: 5
Coding region: 1-732 (243 amino acids)
Source: RefSeq, a predicted model, not a curated record